AUGCCAUUGGGUAUUUUCCAUCUGCUCAUCGCAUCAAUACGUUGUUGCUUCGUGUUUCGUCUUCAAAUUGUUAUCAACAAUCUCCGUUUGCAGCGAUGCCGUACGUGGAAUUCGUAUGCGUGGAUAGCAUGGCGCAAAGUUUGUUGGUUAGUGCCAAUAACGACAAUAAUCUCAAUCCCGUUAUGCUUCGAAUAUCGUGUGGACACCUAUCGAUGUAUGUCGCCGAAUGGUGGUAAUCUCAUCAAAUCUGUUGGUGUUGCCAGACAUUCGGAUUUUGGACGAAUCGCUUUCAUCAAAAUUGACCUCAUUCAAGCAUUGCCAACAAUUAUCUAUUGGUUGGUUGCUGAAUUUCACCUUUUAACUGAAUUCUACAAAAAUGCGGCCAACGGUUACAAUGAUCAUCGUGUCAAGAAAUUCUCAAAUUUCACAUCGUGUCUUUUCAGGUUCACAUUGUUCAGCGCUGUGAUUUAUUUCAUUUGCGAAUGGUGUAUUCGACCGCGAUUCGCUUCACCAAUUAUUCAGAAACACUCUCCAUUCUUUUCGAACAUUCGACCCCUCCUUAUAGCGCUCAUUUUUGCACUGUCCGUCAUUCAUUUGCCAGCCACUAUUGCAUAUUUAAAUCAUGAUGAUCUCAAACCAAAAACUAAGGUGAUUCAUUUCCGUCGUUUGUUUCUUUGCAUAUUUCUACAUCAUCUUAUACUUCUACUUCCACAAUUUUUCCCUUACGACUCUAGUUUCAUUCUAUGUGUUUCAGUUGUUGUUAUAUGCCACUAG
Molecule: messenger RNA, 774 nt
Organism: Anisakis simplex (herring worm)
Lineage: Eukaryota; Metazoa; Nematoda; Chromadorea; Rhabditida; Anisakidae
Source: the annotation of a GenBank genome assembly